GCCACCACGAGAGCAGGUGCGCAGCACGAAAGCAAACAAGCGCUGUGCUGUGGAAUCUGCGGUGUCGGUGGAGCUUCCAACCAAAUAAAAAACAAAAAAAAAACGCUAUGAUUUGUGUGUAGGGGGGGCCACCGUGGAAUGUGUGUCAAACCGUUUCCCGUUCGUCCGGAUUAUAUCAUGUAGGGCAGGGCGUUUCUAGGCUAGGCGAUGGCAGCGGCUCGGUAUGACAGCAAGAAGCGGAAGUUUAGCGAAGGCCACCACCCGAUACAACCGCGCGCAAAACCCUCCUCCCCGAUGAUUCUGCCGGCCAGCAGAAGGAAACCGACGAAUGUUCUGCCACCGAACGCCACACCAAGCGUGGUGCGUAAGCUAGCGACGGUGCUACCACGGAUGCACCAGUCGACGGCACCGAUCUGCGCGGUUCCCGUGCCCGUUUGCACCGUUGGCACCGUGCGGAAGGUCGUGAUGGCGGAUAAUACCGACAGCAGUGGCCAGCUCGGGGCACGCUCGGUGGAUGCACCCGCCAAACCAAAGCCAGCGGGCCCGCCAGCGGGUGGCUUGAAUGCGAUUGUCAGCUUUGCUGGCAGUGGUGCCCUGCAGGUUAGCAUUCCGGCGCGCUCGCAAUCGCAAAGCCCCGCCGCCGCCGUCGCCGCCGCCGCCACCGCCGCCGCCGUACGGACGAUAGCAUUUGCGAAAUGUUCCCGUGAGGCGAAGGACAGUGUGCCGGCAGGCCCGCGGUCUACAGCGGCAUCGGAGACGAUUGCGGGCCAACCCGAGGCACAGUACAAUGUCGCUCCAGGUUGGCGGCGAGUGGUGCGCAAUCAAGUAGUCGUUUAUAUAAGUCCCUCGGAGAAGAUGCUGCACAAUUUGAAGCAAGUACGGGAGUAUCUGCUUUCCGCUGGCACCUGUAAGUGCGGUCUACCGUGUCCGUUUCAUCCCGAUGUGUUCUUUCAGUUCGAUUGUCAGGUACCGAACUUAAUGUUGGAAACAUCGAAAAAUGGGAAAACACUCUGUUCACAUUCGUUUGCUUCGUCGACGGUUCGCUCUGAAACGGCCCAUACAGCAUCCGUUGGCUUGGAUCGUAAGAAUCCUUUCUCGAGUGCAGGAGCGCAGCACGAACUGACCACCACAAAUCGUAAAGCCCGCUCGGGAGCGUUGAAAAAAAUACCAUCCUGGCGCAAAAGUGUAUCUCCGGUAUCGCUAUCCAAUCCUGCUGCUGCUGCUGUGGCGGCCCCAGUGACCACCCAGGCCACGAAGCUGCCGCUAGCGACGAAACUUGCCGGUCCUCUUUCCACCACCUUCGUGUUCAACACACAAGCACAGUCUCAGGCGGCCCAAACCAAACCACUCAGUAUAUCGAUCGGUGAAAAUCAAAUUCAAACCACAGACUACCCGGCAAAGGGAGCGGUGGAUGGUGGCAGUGCCGCCGCGACGAAGAGCUCACCCGGGGAGAAGAAAGUCACGUUCAAGGAUGAUCCAACGGGCUACCUGAACCAGCAGACGGCCAUGUUGCACAGUUCAAUAUCCAUUCUCCACUCGCCCGACCGCCGGUCACCGGGACCGGUGCCCGGUGGUGUGGCCAGCAACCGUCAAGCGGCAACCGUCAGCGAAACGGCCGCGAAUAAAGCCGCCCCACUUUGCCGCAGUAAAACGGUGAACCGGAUAGUGCCGAUGGUGCACACGGUGGUGGACACGUUGCAAAAGGAACGCCCACCGGUGGCGAGCAAAAACCGGGCGCCUUCGUCGUCUGGGUCAGCGCCAAUCGCCACCGAAGUCCAGUUAGUCGGUGGAGUGAGGCGAAAGUGCAACCAAAAAACCAAUAACACCCCCGCGGCAAAUGUUGAGCCGAAAGCGUCCCUCGCUGUCCGUAGCGAGGCGCGUUCCGCCGUGCCCGAUCCGUGCUCGCCGGCAAAGCAAACCAAAUUGAACCCGGCACGGAACAGCGAGCCAGCCAGUGGUGGUGCUGGGCCGUUUGUGAAGCUGGUAAACACGUCGCUGGCGUCCUGCCAGCAAAUGCUGCCCGCUGGAACCAUGGCAGGCAAAAUGGAGCCCACUUCGUAUCCCGCCAACGUACAGACUCUGGCGGGAGGUUCGAUGGCUUCCACCGGCACCGGCCACAUCGUUGUCAUCGAUCAGAACGCGCCAGCGAGUGCUGAGGCGAACCACUUUCAACUCACGGGUUACCCGGUACGCCCAUCGCCAGAUCAGUGCUACAUUGGGGCGGCAAAACCGCCAGCGCAACUGGCGGGCUACGAUAUCAAUCGGAAUCACGUUGUUGGCAGCGACGGAACGGUAACGCCCGUGCUGCUCAAUGGUACGAAUAUUAUCGUAAACAAUACCGCGCCCCCGGCGCAAAUGUUAGCAACCAUCAACGGGGUACUGUCGAGCGAAACGGCAAAUACCGUCGUAGCAAGCAGCCGCCAACCGGGUGUGAAGGCGCCACUGGUGACCAACGAGCUUGGCUUUGCGUUGGCGUCACCACCGGGGCCGCCAACCGCUUCCCCGAUGGUAAACAUGCCGGCGGAUACAUCCAACAACGGUUCAACGUGCUUCACCAGUACGCCCCUCUUUAGCACGAACGAUAGUGCCGCAUUAUCGUGCUUUACCUCGCUCCUCUGCAAACCCGCUGCCGCCGGUCAGUUGGAAGUGCACAAUAGCAACCCAAGCGUGACGGCACCACGUGACCGUGCGCAAGACAGUGCCUCGAUUCGAGCGAAUAAGCUGCAAACGAUCAAAAGGGCAAAGGUCAAUCCAACGAUUGUAUCCACCUACUCAAACAACAGUGCUGGUAACAUACUGCUCUCGAGUCCCUCGGUCGAGCUACAGCAACCGGUACACCAUCACCAUCACCAUCAUCACCAUCCGCAACCAUCACCAGCACCAGCAAUGCAGCUGCAAGGACCGUUUGUGCAGGUCAAUCCGUAUGCCAGCUUGCAGAACAUUCAGCUCACGCCCAGCCUAGCCGGUAUCACUGUCGUGCCCGCCUCUAAACCGAACACACUCGGUACCCUCGGCUCUUCUACACAGAUCGUAAUGGCGGCGGCGGCGGCGGCGGCGGCGGCGAACACGCACACGCAACUGCACCAUCACAACCAAGGGCAACCGGCUGCAUACAAUUUGCUCGGGCACAGCCAAACCAUCCUGCUACCGACCACCGGCAUGAUAGUGGCUGCCGAUGCGACCAACACUACCGCGACGCUACUGCAGGUACAAUCUGUGUCACAGUGUACCGGUGGCACGACACCGGUGCUAACGGCACCGGCCGGCCUCGUACUACGCACGCAAAGCAUGCCCACGGGACACAGCAAACCGACCGCGAGUUUUCUGCCCACUAUAACCCACCAGCCGUUCACGCUGAUCGCCGGUAGCGGUGCGAACGGCAACGGUAGACACGUUUCGCCGGGUACCGUACUGCAGCCGUCGGUUUUUGCUACCUCUUUUAAUGGCAUCAGAAGUGGUGACAGUGCGCCUGGUGGUAGUGGUGGUGGUGGUGCUUACGUUGGAAGUAACGCGGCCACUUCGUCGAAUGUCGUUGGUGCGAAAUCGAUUACCCAACUAGCACCGCACUGCACUCCACUGCAGCUACAACCACCGAUAGCGCUGGCGGCUAGCGGUGCGCGUAAGGUGGACGGUGUACGUGCGGCUACCGCGGACACGGCGCUACUAGAUGCGGGCACACCGUUCGCCGAGCCAGUGCUUGUGCACUGCGACACUACGGCACGCUGCCACGCGAUUAGCUCGGAGAGUUUCAGUAAGUUCGGUGGGUCCCCGGCGGAGGUAAAGGUGGCCGAUAGCACGGCCAGCAUUUACUACCUCAAGGAAGGUGGUUGUGCAGCCGGCAUCGAUGGUAGUACGUCUACAAUCAACAAAUGUACUGCUAGCGUGGAAUCGGUCGAACCGGCAGCACGCACGGCACGUGAUAAACAACCGGCGAAGAGAACGGGACCAGACCACCGUACCGUGUCGCUGACGAGCAACGACAACCGCUGCGCAAUGCUGGACGACAAUGGGAACGAAACGAACCGGAACGGGCUGGCAUUCGGUGGCGAUGGCCAGCGAGCGUAUCCGCUACCGAUUGGUAUCGGUGUAUCGCCCUUAAAGGAGGUGCCACGCAGCGUUCCCAUGGUGGUCGAUGCUUUGGAGGGACGAGCGAAACAGCACUCGAACGAUGCUAUGAGUCCAGGUCCAGGAUGUUCGUCGCAGCGCGGUACGAUUCCGCCGAUUCGCCCACCGGAUACCGCCGGCGUUUGCGGCCCGACCGAGACCGAGUCACCACCGGCAGCGACCUGCCGGUUUGGCGUUGGCGAUUUGGUGUGGGGCGCGGUACGAGGAUAUCCGGCCUGGCCGGGCAAAGUGUGGCCGGGACCGUCCGCCGCCGCCGGUCUGCAGGAAGAGCGCGAGCGCUGGCCAACGGACGAUUGUGUGUGGGUGCGAUGGUUUGGCAUUCGGCGCAUUAGCGCCGAAAAGGUGGCGGUGGCCACGUUGAAAAGUCUCUCCGAAGGCCUCGACGCACAUCACCGGGCGCAGAAGGAUGCGAGAAAGAGCCGUAAACUGAACCCACAGCUCGAGCAUGCGAUCCAGCAGGCUAUGCUGGAACUGGACCGUGCCGCAACGGCAUCAACCGAUGCACGCGCUACUGUCGAUAGGGCAGGGAGCAGAAUGGCUUCACUUGCUAUUGAUGCUAAGCGUUACUCUACGGGCCGGAAACAGCGCCAACAGCGGCGCCCCGGGCGCCCCGGUCGCCCCGGUCGCCCCGGACGCCCUCGGCGCCAUCACCGCAAGGGAAGAGUGGCCAACGAGCGGAAACUUCGCCACUGACGACGAGAGAUGUGUUUUUAUCCAUCCGCUACCUGUCAUGACGCGCGCAGUCAAAUCAAAGAAUGGACCCCAUUGGUUUGAAACGCUGAAAAGGGUUAAUUAAUUAAGCGAGCCUACCCGCGAAUGGCUUCGAUCGUAUGAUGCCAAUUAUAGCUGCUAAUCAAAAUUGUGAUUUCGUCUCUAGCGAAGCGAACCUUACUUUUCGUUUCCAACAGUAAUCAAUUACGCUUCCCUAAUGUUAUUUUUAUACACCAUGAAUUGAAUAGCUGCUAUAGACCAUGACCGCAUGGGUAGAUUGUUGAAAGAAGCGGAACACAUGCAGCGCGGAAUAGAGUUUGGAAAAGACCUCUUCGCUCUCCUGUUUCCAAAUGUGGCUACCACGAGAACUUCCAUUUGCUCUAUCUUUUGUUUGUUUGUUUGUUUGUUCAUGAAUUCGUUUUAAUGAGACGUUUUAAUCACAUUUCUCAGACUGUUUCUACUCAGUAGUGUUUUGGGACCCCAAACCCCCUGAAUGAUUACACAAGAGAUGUGAUGGUUGAGUCUUACCAAAUAUGUUUAAUUCAUCUCAAGUAGGUAGGAAAGGAAUAUAGAAACAAUCAAAUUGGAGCGGCGGGCAUAUUUGCGCUGUGUAUUGAUGAUACUGAUGUUAUCUUUCAUCGCUGCUAAUUAUUUAUGUAUUUGCCUAUAUACUGCGUGUACAGAAAGGAGAAAAGGUAAAGGCACCGCGUUCGAAAAUGUGUUAAUUUUAUGUUCAAGCUUCUCUAGUAUUGUAAUUUUAAUCACUUAAUGGUUGUUAUUGUUAUUUAUAAAAGAAAAAUCAACACCUGUUUUGUAAUUGAA
Anopheles aquasalis is the source of this 5658-nucleotide messenger RNA. RefSeq lists its product as uncharacterized. Gene Ontology annotation, cellular component: chromocenter; nucleus. Lineage: Eukaryota; Metazoa; Arthropoda; Insecta; Diptera; Culicidae. Gene Ontology annotation, molecular function: DNA binding; chromatin binding. The record is from RefSeq and is a predicted model, not a curated record.